Messenger RNA from Penicillium crustosum, 786 nucleotides. RefSeq names its product oxidase ustYa family protein. The transcript has 4 exons. NCBI's taxonomy places the organism in Eukaryota, Fungi, Ascomycota, Eurotiomycetes, Eurotiales, Aspergillaceae. Bases 1 to 786 code for a protein of 261 amino acids. Gene Ontology annotation, biological process: mycotoxin biosynthetic process. The record is from RefSeq and is a predicted model, not a curated record.
AUGUGGCCUUUGAAGUCGAGAGAUCUCGAUUUGAAGUAUCGAGAAAUAAACAACAAUGACGGAGAGGAUACAUCACUUCCAGUGCCUGAAGAUAAUAGAAAUUGGAAUCUUCUCCUAUAUAUUGUGAUUUCAAUCCUUGCAACUGGGUGGACUACGACCACAGUUCUCUAUUGGAAAUCAUCUACUACUGCCCCGACAUUCAAUGGCAAGUUCCAGCUCGGCACGUUCACCCCUAUCCCAGAGGACGUAUUUAGGCCAGUGAGAAAGGUAUUUCAACCGGAUGAAAGAUAUAUCGGAAAUUCGAGAGAGGUAGAUCACCACUGGGAUGACUUGGUAGCUGGUCAUGACGCUGUCUGGAUUGAGGACCCAGAAAGGUGGGGUUUGCCUGAGGGUAUCGUCGCGCCAUUCGAUCAUCCCCACGAGACCGAUCCCCCGCAACAUGAUUUCUACGUGAUCUCGAUCCUCCACCAGCUUCACUGCCUAAACAUGGUUCGCUUUCAGUUCUGGCAGGCACGGGACGGUGUCGACCUCGAUACCGAACAUGAUGCGGUCAAAUGGAAUUUACAUGUCCUGCAUUGCUUCGAAUAUCUCCGGCAAGCGAUUUCAUGUGGAGGAGAUCUCAUAAUAGAAGGGUCAAGCCCGAUCAAAGUUGGCAAUGGACAUGCUACUUCCGUUACUGGUUGGGGCGUCGAGCACGACUGUAUUGAUUUCGAACUACUACGUCAGUUUCAGAUUGAACAGGAAAGAAAAUACAACCUGACCUGGCAGCAUGGUUUCUUUGAAUGA